This is a messenger RNA of Lactuca sativa (garden lettuce), 1269 nucleotides long. Its product is annotated as fatty acid desaturase 4, chloroplastic. NCBI's taxonomy places the organism in Eukaryota, Viridiplantae, Streptophyta, Magnoliopsida, Asterales, Asteraceae. The record is from RefSeq and is a predicted model, not a curated record.
CCACACAACUGACACCUCUUUAUCGACAAUAACGUACACCAACCCAAGCACCUUUAAUUUCCAUUCCAAUCGACAUAUACUCCAUCCCCACAUUAAACGCCGGCCCCUGUAAUGUCCAUCUUACCUCAUCACCUCCACCUCCAUCAUGCUGUUGCGAUCAGCCGCCACCACCGUGUCUAUUGCACUGCAACAACACCACCGAAGAAUAAUAGGCCGAAACUCCAAAAACUUGUUAUAAACGUAACACCACCCAAACUCGACGACCCAAGCCUCAAAUCGACUUGGGCUCACCGUGCAUGGGUGGCCACCGGUUGCACCACUGUACUCCUUUCCCUAACCAAUUCCAUCAUCGGAUCAAUCGACACACACAUAUGGGUCGAACCCAUCUUAUCUGGAUUCGUUGGCUACUUGUUCGCGGACCUUGGGUCCGGUGUAUACCACUGGGGGAUUGAUAAUUAUGGCGAUGCAUCAACUCCGGUAUUUGGUUCACAAAUCGAUGCUUUUCAGGGUCACCAUAAAUGGCCAUGGACGAUUACCAAGCGUGAGUUUGCGAAUAACUUAUACGCGUUAGCACGUGUUAUAACGUAUAUACUGCUACCGAUUGAUUUGAUUGCCCAUGAUCAACCGGUGGUGAUGGGGUUUGUGGGGAUGGCUUGUGGGUGUAUCAUGUUUAGCCAACAGUUCCAUGCUUGGGCCCAUGGAACUAAGAGCAAACUGCCGCCAGUAGUGGUGGCGCUGCAAGACGCCGGAGUGUUGGUAUCCCGAUCACAACACGCCGACCACCACCGGCAACCGUAUAAUAACAAUUACUGCAUUGUGAGUGGGAUUUGGAACAAGUUUUUGGAUGAGCGUAAGGUGUUUGAGGCGCUGGAAAUGGUGGUUUUCUUUAAGCUUGGUCUACGCCCACGGUCAUGGAGUGAACCGAACACCGAUUGGACGGAGGAGAUGGAGCCUUCUCUGACGACUUCUUCUCCACCCUAGAACUUACUUGAUCCAUUUCAUGAGAUUGAAAUUCAAAUAAAUAAAGUAUACGUCAUUGCUUAGAGCAUUGGUUCUUGUUAUUAGAAAGUUAUUAAUUAAAUUAGGUUUUGCAAGUGGAAAUGUCCGCAACGUGGGUAAGCUCGAAAUGUGAGAAAAUUAGUUGGAUUGGAUUUAGUUGACUUUACGUCUUUAUGAUAUCUUUUCCGGAAAUCAUAUAAUUAUAGAAUAUUCUUUAUGGAAUACUAAUCUGCUUUAAAAAAAUAAAACAGUUGAGAUAUUUAAAGCAUA